This is a messenger RNA of Puccinia graminis f. sp. tritici CRL 75-36-700-3, 1465 nucleotides long. RefSeq lists its product as uncharacterized. Bases 54 to 1061 code for a protein of 335 amino acids. The record is from RefSeq and is a predicted model, not a curated record. The transcript has 3 exons. NCBI's taxonomy places the organism in Eukaryota, Fungi, Basidiomycota, Pucciniomycetes, Pucciniales, Pucciniaceae.
AAGGGCAUUGAUUUGCAAGUUGACCGAGAACUCGCAGGAAAGAAAAAGUCAAGAUGCUCAUGAGAACUUGCAACCAGACCAUCAACCAACAGAUCAGGCUCACAAAAACACUCUACCAUGCCCAACACCUCAAUCGGACCUUCGCAUCUCAAACCUUACUCUCCCGGACCGAUUUCCAAAAUAAAUCGACAGUCGAACUCAAGGAAGAACUCAAUAAACGAGGGAUCAUCACUGGCUCGAAGAAGAAAUCGAUCUUGAUAGACAAGAUUCUAGAGGAUGAACAGAGACGGAUGAAUAGCGCCACCAUCCGGGCCAAGAAAGUACCACCGAUUGUGAGACGAGGUGAGGCGGCCCGAGCGAGAAGGUCUUCCACGAGCACAUUGCCAGAGCCGGUUGUAAGCUCGCCGGUCAAGGUGGCCGCCCGACUGAUGAGCGAGCCAGAUGGCGAGACCCCCAAGACGGCCCAGAUUGAGACCGGCUCUAAAUCCGCCUCGCUCGCCUCACCCGGAAUCACCCUCAGGAGCGAGGGCCAUCAGUCUCAGGUCUGGCCGGCUUCCAUCGAGCUCCCGAGCACACCCUUCGAGGAACCCUUGGGAACAAUGAUCCCAUUUAUCCCUGAUAACUGGAGCUCUCACAAGCAAUCACAUGCCCCACAGAUGGUCGACCUCAAGCCCAGCUCAGCCGAAGUCUCGACGGCUUCCCAUCCGAGCACCUUGCCACAGGGCGGGCCUUCACGGGUCGUCACCGACCGCUUCUCCCCUACAACCAAACCUGGCCAAUCCUCCUCCUCCUCGGAUCCAGCCCAAGAGUUGACGAGCUCCAACCAACAGAGUCCAGACCAGAUCAUCUUCAACUAUCUAGCUUCCAUCUCCCUGCCCUCCUCCUUCGACUUCCUCUCCUCCAAGGGCCCUUCCAAUCAUGAUCAGGCUGCUUCUCGUCAUCAAGAGCAUUUCAAGUUCGAAGACCGCCCGUUGAGCGAUCGCGAGCGAAACGGCCUCUAUCAGAUACUGGCCUUCUUUGGUGGAUCCUGGCUCGUCGCUGGACUCUUCGGUAGUCACUAAACCAUCUACAUAUUGAAUCAUUCUUAGAAAGUACCGCUCACCAUGCACCCUCAAAUUUCGCAAUACAUACGUCUACGAUUACUUCAAACAACUCAGAAAAUUCACCCUCCUCCGUCUUAACUCAAGUUGACUCUGUCACUAGACUUAUUAUCUAUCGGUUUUGUUUAUAUGGAACAAAUUAAGUAAACAGCUUUAUUUUAUUUAGAUUUUGUCUUAACAAAAGACCCCUUCUUUUUGUAGUCCUUUUUUGUGUAGAUCUCCUCGAUUUUCUCUUUCAUUUGCGUCAUCCCCACUCUGACUCUGAAUGAUCAAGGGAUCAAAAUCUACAAAUAAAAACUUUUCCCAUGAGAUGUGCCCGGUUCUGAAAGGUUCUAGGUUUUGCUCCUUAAUUGAGACCCCCCCCC